AUGAGUCUGACUCCAUUUAACCCUAACUCGCCUAGUGUUCCUUUUCAAGGAGAUUUUUCACAAAUUCCAUAUGAUGUUUUAGAAUCUAUAAGGAAUAGAUUAAAUCAAAUUCGUCAAUCAUUAGCUAAAUUAGCAGAACAAAUCAAUAGUCAUAAUCGACAUCCAAAUAAAAUUAAACUUCCAUCCUAUCUGCAUUUUCAAAACCAAUUUCAAGUUUUAAUAACUCAAUUAACUUCAAUAGCAAGUCAAUUAUAUAAUAAUGAAGAUUUACUCAAAAAUACUAAUGUUUAUCCAACACCUAUAUUUCCUACAACUGCACAUGAAAAUAUGUUGACAACUUUAUUAAGAAAGAAAGCUGCUCCUGAAGUAGAUGAAUGGAUAAAUAAUUCAAAAGCAAUAAUGGAGAAUAAAAAUUUGAAUUUAUUAAAAGAUGAUGAAUUGAUAACUUGGUGUCUUGCAACAAUACAGGAUUUAAGAGAUGAAUUUCAAUUUUAUGGAUUUCAUACCGUUGAUGAAUUGGAUUAUAUGGAAACUCCUCAAGGUAAACAAGAAGCUAAAGAAAAGAAAGAUAAAGAACAUGAACGUGAUCAAGCUGAAUUGAAAAUAACCUCUGGUGGAAAGAAAAGUUUACAUCCUAAUCAAGUUUUGAAAUUCAUGUGUCAAGGACAAAUAUAG
Messenger RNA from Candida tropicalis MYA-3404, 675 nucleotides. RefSeq names its product Med8p (gene MED8). The coding region runs from base 1 to 675 and encodes 224 amino acids. Gene Ontology annotation, biological process: regulation of transcription by RNA polymerase II. Gene Ontology annotation, molecular function: transcription coregulator activity; RNA polymerase II cis-regulatory region sequence-specific DNA binding. NCBI's taxonomy places the organism in Eukaryota, Fungi, Ascomycota, Pichiomycetes, Serinales, Debaryomycetaceae. The record is from RefSeq and is a predicted model, not a curated record. The transcript has a single exon. Gene Ontology annotation, cellular component: core mediator complex; mediator complex.